AAGGCGAUUGUCAUAUGAUAGCUAAGAAGUGGCACAUUAAUGAAGCGCCGCUACAGGGGUCUUUUCUGCUCCUGUCACCGCUUGAAACUAUCAGAUGGUUCGAGGGAGGACAUGGAGGCAGCCACCUAGCUCAGCGGAGUCGCGGAGCCCACUGCAGUGCCCUCCAGAGCCCCUAGGCCGCCGCGGUCGUCAACGUCCGCUCCCGGACUCCGCCGCCGAGCUCGGCCGACCGCGGGACGCACGACCAGGAGCGCCGCGGACCGGGCGACGCGGGCCGCUGCCGGGCUGAGCUCAAGAGCCCAGGUUCGUGCCGAGUCCAGCACACCCUCAGCGCUGCUCUUGGGCUGCGCGCCGGGAGGGACUCGGCGACCAAAGGCGCCAUCCCGGAUGCGGACGCGCAACUUGGAGCAACUUUAAGAUCCGACCUGUCCGCCAGCCCGCGCGGACCGUGAGCAAGACGAUGCCUCGGCCGGGCCGCAACACGUACAGCGACCAGAAGCCGCCCUACUCCUACAUCUCGCUGACCGCCAUGGCCAUCCAGAGUUCGCCCGAGAAGAUGCUGCCGCUGAGCGAGAUCUACAAGUUCAUCAUGGACCGCUUCCCCUACUACCGAGAGAACACGCAGCGCUGGCAGAACAGCCUGCGCCACAACCUCUCCUUCAACGACUGCUUUAUCAAGAUCCCGCGGCGGCCAGAUCAGCCCGGCAAGGGCAGCUUCUGGGCGCUGCAUCCCAGCUGCGGGGACAUGUUCGAGAACGGCAGCUUCCUGCGGCGCCGCAAGCGUUUCAAGGUGCUCAAGUCCGACCACUUGGCGCCCAGCAAGCCCGCCGACGCGGCGCAGUACCUGCAGCAACAGGCCAAGCUGCGGCUCAGCGCGCUCGCCGCCUCGGGCACGCACCUGCCGCAGAUGCCCACCGCUGCCUACAACCUGGGCGGUGUGGCGCAGCCCUCAGGCUUCAAGCACCCCUUCGCCAUCGAGAACAUCAUCGCGCGGGAAUACAAGAUGCCCGGGGGGCUGGCCUUCUCUGCCAUGCAGCCAGUUCCCGCUGCCUACCCGCUCCCCAACCAAUUGACUACCAUGGGCAGUUCUCUGGGCACUGGCUGGCCACACGUGUACGGUUCUGCAGGCAUGAUCGACUCGGCCACCCCCAUCUCCAUGGCUAGUGGCGACUACAGCGCCUAUGGUGUGCCGCUGAAGCCGCUGUGCCACGCAGCGGGCCAGACGCUGCCGGCCAUCCCAGUGCCCAUCAAGCCCACGCCGGCCGCAGUGCCUGCGCUACCCGCGCUGCCCGCGCCCAUCCCCACCUUGCUCUCGAACUCGCCGCCCUCGCUCAGCCCCACGUCCUCGCAAACAGCCACCAGCCAAAGUAGCCCCGCCACACCCAGCGAAACGCUCACCAGCCCGGCCUCCGCCUUGCAUUCGGUGGCGGUGCACUGACCCGCAGAAGCCGGCGCCAUCUCCUGUACCCUACUCCAUCACCUCACUUUUAACCUCCCCGGCUCCCCAUCCAGCCCUCUCCGACCUCCGCAUCCUAACUUGUGCAUUUCACCUUCAGCCAACCCUCUCUUCCUCUCUUUCUCUGUCUCAAGAGAACUUUGUUUUUGGACCCAAUAGAAAAGACACAAACUUGCCGUAAGGCGCAUGAGAGUUGUCUUCGUUCCUACUA
This is a messenger RNA of Castor canadensis (American beaver), 1667 nucleotides long. RefSeq names its product forkhead box B1 (gene Foxb1). Gene Ontology annotation, biological process: cell differentiation; regulation of transcription by RNA polymerase II; anatomical structure morphogenesis. Gene Ontology annotation, molecular function: DNA-binding transcription factor activity, RNA polymerase II-specific; RNA polymerase II cis-regulatory region sequence-specific DNA binding. NCBI's taxonomy places the organism in Eukaryota, Metazoa, Chordata, Mammalia, Rodentia, Castoridae. The record is from RefSeq and is a predicted model, not a curated record.